This is a messenger RNA of Beauveria bassiana ARSEF 2860, 456 nucleotides long. RefSeq names its product Cytochrome c oxidase, subunit VIb. The record is from RefSeq and is a predicted model, not a curated record. The transcript has a single exon. NCBI's taxonomy places the organism in Eukaryota, Fungi, Ascomycota, Sordariomycetes, Hypocreales, Cordycipitaceae. The coding region runs from base 1 to 456 and encodes 151 amino acids. Gene Ontology annotation, cellular component: mitochondrion; mitochondrial intermembrane space; respiratory chain complex IV. Gene Ontology annotation, biological process: mitochondrial respiratory chain complex IV assembly.
AUGGGCUGGCUGCCAUUCACCAGCUCGACCCGCGGCGACGAGAUACGCAGCGGCGCCGCCAUCCCCACGCGCACCGAGCGCGCCGUGUGCUGGGCCGCCCGCGACGCCUACUACCAGUGCCUCGACGCCAACAACAUCAUCGACGCCGGCUCCCCCGCGGGCGCUGCCGCCGCCGCCCGCGCGUGCCCCGAGGCGUCGGCCGCGUUUGAGCGCGACUGCGCGGCCGCGUGGGUCAAGUACUUUAAGCAGUGGCGCGUGGCCGACAUUCAAAAGAGACGACGCAUCGAGCAGCUGCAGGCCGAGGGCGCGGUCGAGGCCAACGUGACGAGCAGCUUUGCGGGCGGCGGGAAUAUCGCAGCGAGUAGUGGUGGUGGUGGUGGCGGGGGUGGUGCUGGUGCCAAGUCGCAGGCGACGAGGGAGGAUAUUCAAGCUUUGCUGGACAAGAAGCGUGGGUGA